Molecule: messenger RNA, 2138 nt
Organism: Didymodactylos carnosus
Lineage: Eukaryota; Metazoa; Rotifera; Eurotatoria; Philodinida; Philodinidae
Source: the annotation of a GenBank genome assembly
AUGCCUAGUUCCCAUUCAAAUAUUUUAAAUGAACAAUUAUUGAAACGAUUUAGUGAAUUAAGUCGAUUGGCGAAUAAUAUCGAAUGUAUCGAUCAACUAAUGGAUUUAAUGCGAAUGCAAAAUUGUAUGGACGAAAUUUUACAAUUAAUAUCACAAGCAACAUCGCCUGCUGUACAUGCUCGAAUUGCCGAAUUAUUAUACACAUUACAGAACGUAAGUUGAUCGUAUAAAAUUUCACAUGCAAUAUAGAUCUAUAGAAGAAGGAAAAAAGCUCGAACACGACCACAAAUUUGCUAAAUUUUUUACUGAAAUACACUUAGAACUAUAUACUAUAAGUGUGAGAGCGUUCAUUAAAUUUUAUGAAUUGAAAUAAAUAGAUGCUCUUGAGUUUACUCCUUUUUUAUUCACCCUCAUGGCUAAAAUGACAGUGAAGGUCCGAUUUAGUCCAAUUUGUAUCACAGAUACUUCAGAUUCUAUUUUAAAUUGUAAAUAUACUCUCCUUUUCGAAAUAUAAUUAUUCGAACUAAUAUAACAUUUUGAGCAGACAAGCAUAUUUUUUAAAAAACAAAUUUGGAAUCUGAGACAGGUAUGUGGUAAAAAUAUUGGUUCAAACCAACCAUUUUUUCCCAAGCAAAAAAAGUUCUCUUGGAGCCAACUUAAUCUAGAUUAAAGAGUACAUUUAUCUAGGUGCAACUAAUUCUAAGCUAGGUAAAUGUUCCUUUUAGUCUAGAUUAGGCUAGCUUCAAAAAAACUUCUUUUGCUUGGGUCCAAGAGGUCGUCAUGUGACGGGAAUGAAACCAAGUUUUCAGAAAACACAUGUUUAUCUCUAAUAAAAAUGCUAGUCCUAUCCGAUAUUGGAUUCCACCUUUAUCAGUAAGGUAAAAAGAGAGAAUACUUUUGAAAGAAGUUGAUUCAAAUCAAAAAAUUUAAAAGUUUGUUCGGUCAGAGCCGAUUGCAGCUUUGUCUUCUCCAUGUUCGAUUAUCUAGCACACAAUAACUUCUGGAUCAGGGUACUUUAGAAAAAAUUUUCUCAUGAUCUUGCUCGAAAAUUUUUCCAAAAGUUACUGUAUGACCAUAGGCAAAAACGAUGUCGAAAAUAUUUUCUAAAGUAUCCCGAUCCAGAAGUUACUGUGUGCUAGAUAAUCGACCAUGGAAAAGACGAAGCUGCAAUCGGCUCUGACCGAACAAGCUUUUAAAAGUUUUCGAUCCGAUGAUACAUGCGCCAGUUCUGCUACCUAAAAUUAUUUUUCUAUUUUUAAAAGCUGAAAUAUGUGGAGACAUCUAUAAGGUCGAAUGGAUAUGAAAACCUGAAGUAUCAAGUAGAAACCUGUACGAAUUAAGUAAAAUGUAACUCGAACCUAAUCUGGCUCUAGAAAAGAGAGAGAGAGAGACCAGGAUAGACCAGAAGGAAAGUGAAGCACUACACAGUUGUUGAUAUCGAACACUAAAACUAUGAAUUUUAAAGCAUCGAUUUUACUUUUGGACUAAAUUAUCCAAAAGGAAACUUGAGCUGUUUGAUUCCUCAUCCUGUGAACUGCUAUAGUGUGUUCAACUCCUACUGCUCAAUGGACGAGGAUUUUUCUGUGCACGGUUUUUUCUAGAAUUAUGCACGGUUUGCUGUUUUCCGUGCACUAAAAAACCUUUUGACAUUUUUGUGCACGAUUACAGAAAGGUACACUGAGAUAUUUUUGUGCACAGUUUUUGAAGAACGAGGUUAAUCUAUACCCUAUUGUUUGAUUAUUAAAUUAUUUCAUUUUGAGAAUUACCCUAGUCGAGAGUCUCGGCAGAAGCCCCGCGGGACUCCCUCGGGAGUUUUUUUUCUCAAAAAAUCCAUAGGGAGUCCUGCGGGGCUCCACAAAAAGUCCCGCGAGAGUCUCAUGCACAAAAAAUUUUAUUUUUUUGAAAAAAUCAGUAUGAAUAAAGAGGCAGGUAGUAAAUUCAGGUGUACACAGCAAAUUCAGCUCUCUGUUCCCUUAUCUAAGUAGGUCUCAUUUUCGCUAGUCACAAUGUUACACUAUCGAAUUUUUGGACAAGUUUUCUUUUGAGACACAUCUCUUUCACAGAUUAAUUAAGUCCGUAUAUGUCACAGAAAAGAAUGAAAAAUCCUCGAAAAUAAUUAUUAACCAGCGAUCGAAAGU